This is a messenger RNA of Sciurus carolinensis (gray squirrel), 3373 nucleotides long. It is a transcript of the gene Ppp1r3g, whose product is annotated as protein phosphatase 1 regulatory subunit 3G. Lineage: Eukaryota; Metazoa; Chordata; Mammalia; Rodentia; Sciuridae. The coding region runs from base 865 to 1929 and encodes 354 amino acids. Gene Ontology annotation, biological process: regulation of glycogen biosynthetic process. The record is from RefSeq and is a predicted model, not a curated record. Gene Ontology annotation, cellular component: protein phosphatase type 1 complex. Gene Ontology annotation, molecular function: protein phosphatase 1 binding; glycogen binding. The transcript has a single exon.
GGCGGGACAAGGGGAGGGGCGGGGACGUGCUCGCCAGCCUGGUGCGAAUGGCCUCCCGCAGCUCUGGGCUGCCGGCUGCUUCUGCUUCCCGCUCGCCCCGGCAAGCUCUCCGCCUCAGACGUGAGCCGAGCCCACCCCGUGCCGCCACUGGGCAGGUAGGUGGGGGCUCCAGUUCCAAAGGCAAGCGCGCAGAUUGGAUCCGGAGCGUCCUUAAAAUUGGGGAAGGGAUGCACCCCUAGCUUUUGGGCCGAGCAGGACCUGCUGCUUUCCAGCUUCGCUAUAGGCAAGUUUUCCUUAAUCGUUCGCCUGCAGCAGGGACUCGCUAGGCCGAUGACAGCCAGGAGGACGAUCCUCCUCCAGAAGACAGAGCGGUCAGGUCAACGUCGCGGGCAGGAAUACUUUGUCCACGCUCCGUUCUCUGAAAGUUGAGCGCCAGUUCUCCACUCCAGACGCUCCAAAGGUGGAACAGACCCGAGUCUGGAAGUGAGUGGAGGAAGAGAGGCACCGGGAACCCGUGACCUUCAGAAAUCCUUCUCUCACUUUCUACGCGUGCAGUCCAAAACACGCUUCAAGGUGUUCUAGUGGCAGCUCCUCCCCGCCCCUGGCCCUCCCCCGCUGCGGGCAGGUUCAGCUCCCGAGCCGCCCCGGGCCCUCAUCCUCCUCCCACUGCGUCCAGGGCAGCAGCAGCUAAAAGCUGGUGGUUUCGGAGUGGACCUGCGUUCACUUCUGGAGCUUGGGUCGACUGGCGACCCGGUCAGCCAGCCCCUGUGGGCACUGGGCACUCUUUCAACUGCACAAGAUGUUUUGAGAGAAUUCUUGAGCCGGGUGUCCGCGGCAGGACAAGUCCGGUGUCCGGAUGGUGGCAUGGAGUCUCCCGAGACGCAGCUGCAAAGUUCGGAGGCGCCAAAACCUGGGCCCUUUGCAGAAUCCCCGCCCGCCGAGGGGCCGCCUCCUGCGGAGGGGCGGUCGUCCCCGGAGGUUCUCUGCGUGGAGGGUGGCACUUCGGAAGGCUCGAGCCCUGAAGUUCAGUUCGAAGACAGGCCCCUGUCACCGGAGGAAGAGGCAGCUCUUCCAGAGCAGGAGCCGCUGCAAUGCCGCCGACCUCGCGCGCGCUCCUUCUCUUUGCCCGCAGACCCCAUUCUGCAGGCGGCCAAGUUCCUGCAGCAGCGUCAGCAGCAGCAGCAGCAGGCCCUUGGGCUGGGCGUGGAGAGCGAUGAGCGAGUCGAGGACGCCCUGCUUAGCCCCAGCGACUGCUGCAAGAAGCGGGUGCAGUUCGCCGACUCACUGGGGCUGAACCUGGCCAGCGUGAAGCACUUCAGCGAGGCAGAGGAACCACAGGUGCCUCCCGCCGUGCUCUCGCGCCUCCGCAGCUUCCCCAUGCGUACCGAGGAUCUGGAGCAGCUCGGGGGCCUGCUGGCGGUUACGAGGUCGCCCUCCUCCCUCCCGGCGCCGCCUCCCCGACUCCGGCCCCUCUUCCAGCUCCCGGGACACAGCGUGGCUGCAGAGCGCCUGCGGCAGCAGCGCGUGUGCCUGGAGUGCGUGCAGUGCUCGGCUCCCUCGGGCACCGAGGUGACGGGCUCUGGUCGGGUGCUGGGCUGCUCCGGGCCCAGGGCUGUGACAGUGCGCUACACCUUUACAGAGUGGCGCACAUUCCUGGACGUGCCAGCGGAGCUGCAGCCAACAGAAGCGCCGUCAGGGGCCUCUGAACCAGGGUCUGGGGAUGUUGAGGAGCCAGGCGCAGAGCGCUUCCACUUCUCGCUGUAUUUACCCCCGGGCCUGCAGCCCAAGGAAGGGGAGGAUGUCUCCGUCCACUUUGCAGUCUGCUACCGCUGCGAGCAGGGCGAGUAUUGGGACAACAACGCGGGGGCUAACUACACACUGCGCUACGUGCGCUCGGCGACCGCUUCUGGGGACCGAGGGAAGGACUGACCAGCACUACCGAGCUCAGGCAGCUGCUCCCGAGGGACUUGCUGGUACGCUGUGAUGAGCGUUGUCCAUCUAGAAUGAGCACGGCGUGGAUCGAAAGGAGGGAACCGUUAAAUCGUAAACUGGAGUCCCAGGCAGAUUCAGGACUGAGCACUGUAAGACUGGGCAAUGCUCCGAGCUUCUCUGGUCUCAAUUUUCUUGUUGCUUGCACCUUCCUAGAUGGACUUUAGAAUUCCCAGCCUGCUUCAGAAUGGGAAGAAAUCCCCAAGUCCCGGAGCAGAAACUCCAAGAAAAAGGCUCUCAAGUCCUGAUCGCGACUCUAUAACUGUGACUCUACGACUUGUUUUUAACAAGAAAUGUCGUAUUCGCCCUUGUAACUCGAUGGAGACCAGAAGGAAAAGGACAGAGCGCCCUACCACCGCGCACCAUGGGAAGGUCCCACAAGGAACCUAAAUACCCAGUCUGUUUCUCAGAGAAAACUGGGUAGGGACUGGGUCAGACUGUCCUUUACUUUUAAAUAGCAUCUGGGAAAUGAUUGCCCAGACUUGUGCGGGUGCCUACAAAUGUUCUUUUAAGAGGUGAAGGUCACUUGCACACCCUUUUAGGCUGUACUUCACAUUUUAGCUCCUGAGUGUUUUGGGAGGCCUUGGCAGUCGGGAGACUUUACUCAGCUGAGGACAUGCGCACUUUAACAAUUGUUAAACAGUAUUCACAAACUUCCCUCUCUGGUGUAGAAGGACCCAGCUUCCCCAAUUGUGCAGAAAUGCUCUUUGAAAUGUUUUGUAGAAAGCAUUCUAUCCCCCUGCCAUAAUAAGAUGUUUGUUGAAUUAAAAUGCCAGAGUAAUACAGUAGGCCCGAGCUGUGAGCUUGUCCCAACCUCCUUUGUACAGACAAAGCACGUUCAGCGGGUGCCAUUAGCAGUCAGAGAAGCUGGGCUCUUAGGGGCUGGACUCCAAGUGCAGAGGGUGGGGGGUGGCUCUUUGUCCCUCUCAGAGCCACACGGUGGAGUGGUGACUUAAUGGACCAAGAAGCAUGUCCUGCACGCAAAUGCUGCUCAGAACCAGAUGGGCACUCUGCACUGCACAGGGUCACUUCCCUCCCUGGCUGCAGAUGCCAGGGUGAUUUGGCCCUGUAUGAGCCAGCAGGUGGGCGUCCUGGGGGAGGACCUAAUUCCUUCAGACCUUGGUAUUCCCGUUUUGGUAAUUUAGACUUUAAAAAAGUUUUCCAGCACAAGGCUAGCAUAAUCAAUUAGUUUUGGAAUGGUACUGUUUAAGAAGGGAGGUUUUUGUUUAGAACAGGGCCAUUGGUCACAUUUGGCCCAAAGUCUGUUGUUUUUACAUUUUUAAAUAGUGGAAAAAUUCAAGAGAAGAAUACUAUUUUGCCAUGCAUGAGAAUUAUGUGAAAUUUAAACGUGCACACCUAGAAAUAAAGUUUUAUUGGAACACGG